This is a messenger RNA of Orbicella faveolata, 2480 nucleotides long. Its product is annotated as endoplasmic reticulum membrane protein complex subunit 7-like. Gene Ontology annotation, molecular function: carbohydrate binding. Lineage: Eukaryota; Metazoa; Cnidaria; Anthozoa; Scleractinia; Merulinidae. The record is from RefSeq and is a predicted model, not a curated record. Gene Ontology annotation, cellular component: EMC complex.
AGUGGCCUGAAAACUAGUACCCGGCGACUCGAGAUUUUUCAACCAACUUGUUCGUGUUAUUUCUUGUAAAAGCUUUUAGCAGCAAUUAGGGGUGAAAAUGAAAGAAUUGUAUAGUAUACUAGUUUAUUUAACGUUGUUUAUUCUUCCAAACACACGGCGAACGAGUGGUAGUAAUGUGGAGGAGACUUCUGAGCGUUACAAAAUUGAAGGCAAGAUAACAAUCCAAGGUUUCAAGCCAUCCGACUGGAUUUCGCAAACAAGAGUCCUUGUAGAUGGGGGAAGCUAUGUCGGAUUUCUCAAAACUGAUGGUAGCUUUACUGUAAAUGACAUUCCUGCUGGUUCUUAUGUAGUAGAAGUUCUUUCACCAAAUAACAUGUUUGAACCUGUAAGAGUCGACAUCAGUGGCAGAGCAAAGGGUAAAAUCCGAGCAAGGAGAGUGAACUUUCUUCAGAAUUCAGCUGUCGUAACUGUUCCUUAUCCUUUGAAGUUUAAAGCUAAAGAGCCUGCACCUUUCUUUGAGAAGCGAGAGCAAUGGAAAGUGACUGAUAUGCUUUUCAAUCCCAUGGUGUUGAUGAUGGUGUUGCCACUUCUUUUGCUGUUAGUCUUACCUAAACUUAUAAAUAGCCAGGAUCCAGAGACACAAAAGGAAAUGCAGUCAUCAAUGAAUAUGUUUAAUCAGUCUAAAGAUUUGCCAGACAUCUCUGACUGGUUUGCCAAGAACUUCUCCUCAGGCAGUAAGAAAAAGACAACGAGUAAAGCAGCACCAAAGAAAGCUGUCACAGGAAAUGUAAGAAGACGUUGAGUUCUAACGCAAAUUAUGCAAUCACCAGUUUUGUUAAAAUGUAGCUGAAAAUUGCUGGCAAUCUGCAUUAAAAGUGCAAAAGAUUUAAAGCAGUUGUGUUCGCAGUUUGCUGUACACUGUAAGAUAUUGUCAAGGAGCCUGAUAAAAAAUCCAGGGAGUCAACAGAUUUUAAUCCAGAGCUUCCCUAUUGCCAAUUUAAAGCUCUACCAACUGAGUUGUUUUUAAGUCAAAUUGGAAGCAAAUGUACAUCAAUAAAGUUUCAAAGCUUAGUUUUUGUGGCUGCAUCAAACUGACAAUGUGGAAGUCAUGCAUUAAAAAUAUUUAAAUCCUUAUUAUAAUUGUAAACUCAGCUGUAAUGAUCAUCGGUUCACUUUGUGCUCUUUUCACAUUAUGUAUAAACUUAUUAUAAAUGCUCUUCUCUUAUUGGCUACGUUACUCCCUAUCCAUUCUGUUGUAGAUAGUGAGUAACCUAGCAGUGUGUGGUUGUUUACAAGAUGGUGGCCACCUCUUACAUGUAGCAUUAAAUUUUUUGAAGUGUUUGUGCAGAGGAUUUAGAUAAAGUUUUGAUGGAAUAGUAGAUCUAUACUAAAGCAAUUCAAUGAUUUGCUCUUGACUUCUACACAUGAUAGAAAUCUUGAGCUCGUAAUCUAAUUGUAAAGUAGUUAUGGCUUCACAUGUAACUCAAACUAUUGAGUAGUGAUUUGAUAUUUUUUAUUGAGAAAGAAAGGUCACACAGUGAACUAAUUGUAUGCCACAUUAAUUUUGUUGUUCCCAAAAAUAUCCAUACCCCUCACUCAGAAUAUUUUUGGUUUUGACCCCUCCACCCCUCUAAGAAUCCAGUUUCUUCUGACUUCACACCUGAAAAAGAAUAAACUGAGGCUUUUGAUCUCCCACCCCCCUUCCCCAAUCCGCCCUUGUCCAAAUGUCAAACCUGUUUUUGGGAGAGUGGUAUGGUUAUACCCUUGAAACUGCAUAAUCUGUGUUUGUUUCUCAAUCCUUCAAGAAUAACAAAAGACGAUGAUAAAUUUAACCCUGUAAUGACCAAGAAUGAUUAAUAUCUACUUACUUCUAAGAGUACUAACUCAUCAUCUGCACAGACAGUCGAUAUGAGAGUUAAGAAAUCAUUAACUGGGUGAUAUUGCCUUGAUGCGCCACAAAAUUUUCAGAUCUAACAGUAGAGAGCUAUUAUUGUUGUGCCAAUCAGUAUGAAGAAUUACUGUGAAAUUCAGAAAACCAUGAACACUUUGAUUUGAUAUGAUUCUGACAGGUCAAUUGUAUACUGACCAAUCACAAUAUAAAAGUUCAAAACCUCAAAACCACAAACUAAUUACCACUGCUGUUUGCGGUUUUGUUUUGUCAUGCCCUAUUUGCUUUUUCCUUGCUAUGGUAACACAAUAUUAUUUCAUAAGUAUUUCUGGUACUCGUGGUUUACUGAAUUUCACAGUCAUGUUUUCAUCUUCGUAGUGAACAGAUUGCAUGUGCAAGAGUGACCUAUUAUUUGAGACUUCUCAGUUGUGUGAAGUAAAUGAUUAUAUAGAUGAGUGUUUACAGAUUGUGCUGCUGUCCAAAUUGUAAUUUAUACCUUCAUAUUAUUUAACCAUUUCUUUGUAACAUGUACAGAUGUGUACAAGAAAAAAAAACUGAGCACAGUUCAUUUUAAUAAACUGUUAACAACUAA